This is a messenger RNA of Gastrolobium bilobum, 1500 nucleotides long. RefSeq lists its product as uncharacterized. The transcript has a single exon. The record is from RefSeq and is a predicted model, not a curated record. NCBI's taxonomy places the organism in Eukaryota, Viridiplantae, Streptophyta, Magnoliopsida, Fabales, Fabaceae. The coding region runs from base 1 to 1500 and encodes 499 amino acids.
AUGCGAGGUAAAGUUAAGUGUGAAUCUUUACAGUUUGAUCCAGAAAUCGAGAAGACUGCUAAGAGGAAUCAGAAGCAAGCCAGAACAAAGAAGAUAGAGGAAUCCUCGAGUUCAGUGCCUAAAACCGAACCCGAGAUGGCCGCCAAUAGUCAACCACCUCCUGCGAAGGAAUUGAUGGAGUCAAUCUUGGCUCCAAUGUUUACAAGGCCAAAUUCAAGCAUCAUCCGACCACCAAUCAAUGCCAAUAAUUUUGACAUUCAGCCAGCACUGAUAAACUUGGUUGAGAAAAAUUCAUUUGGCGGAGAAGACUAUGAAGACCCCAAUGAUUUUAUGGACAGAUUUCUGAGAAUCUGUGAUACAACCAAGCAUAAUGGGGUGUCCGAUGAUGCAAUUAGACUCAGACUAUUUCCUUUUGUUGUAACAGGGAAAACUCUGAGAUGGUUGGAUAGACAAGACCCCAACAGCAUCACAACUUGGGAUGAUUUGGCUGCUAAAUUCUUUGCAGAGCACUUCUCUAGGGAGAAAUACAACAAAUUGGUGAAUGAGAUCACCAACUUUACUCAACAUCUGGGAGAAACUUUAUGUGCAACUUGGACCAGGUUCCAAGAAUUGAUCAGGAAGUGUCCCCAGUACGACUUGCCGGACGGAAAGAAGGCCAGAGUUUUCUAUAACGGAAUGACGCCGGAAUCCAGGAUGGUAGUCAAUGGUGCAGCCGGUGGGACAAUAGCAAAGAAGACAGCAGCUGAAACUUUAGAGCUGAUCGACUUCAUGGCAAGGGCUGAUAACGCAUCAAUACCAGUUCAACCAGUGCAACCAAGAAGGGGAAUCCUGCAUUUGGAAAACAAUGAUGCAUCACUUGCAGAACAAAAGAUCUUAUCUCAACAGAUUGCAAGUCUGAAUGCCAAGUUGGAUAAGUUGCACUUCUCUACAGCUCACGUUGACUCGGUCAACUGUGAGUACUGCCGAGGUGAGCAUGAUACUAACGUUUGCCCAACAUUUGUAGGAACAUAUGCUUUACAAUUCAAUGGAAUCUGGUACGAACCAAAACCACAGCAGAAUUAUGAAAGAAACCAGAACAGUGCUCCAGGGAACAACUUCCAAAGGAGAGUGCAAGGAACAGGUUUGGAUUACAAAUCCAACAACUAUAUACAACCUCCACCAGUCCCACAAACUCCAAUAUCUGAACUGGAGAGAGCACUGAUACAGUUGACGAAAAAUACUGACACAUUUAUGGAAGAGACCAGGACUCAUCAUAAAAAUCAAGAUACUUCAAUCAGAAAUCUAGAAACACAAAUUGGGCAGUUGUCAAGACAAUUAGCUGAGAGAAGUCCUGGAACAUUCCCUAGUGACACUAUAAUCAACCCAAGGGAGCACUGCAAUGCCAUCACUACUAAAAGCGAAGAUCUAGAAAAAGUGGAAGCUUCUACAAGGAAGAAUGAGCACACUCAAGAAGACAAGGAAGAAGCAAAUGAGCAAUCUUCUGCAGUUCAAAAGAAGUAA